UAAGAGGGAUGCCAAACACAAAUAAGAGUUUAGGACAAUAGGCAAAAAAAUUAUCGGACAAGAUGCGAAGACUCAAUGAUGUUGUUUUAUACAUCUUUAUGUAAAAAGAAUAUUUGAUGAUUUAUGAAUUUUUUUGUUAUAUAUCGUAAGUCAUUUAACAUCUAAUUUGUUCAUCAUUAUUUUGCAUGUUUUAUACUAUUAUACUCGCUUUUUCAGUAAAUUUUACGUGUUAGUGAUAAUCUUUGAUGUUUAUGGAAAGCAUUUCAAUAUAAAUGAUAAAAUAUUUUCGUAAAACUUAGUAAUUUACAUCUUAUACGAUAAUCACUAUAAAAGUUCCUGUUAUUUCUUAUAUUCCACAUUUGAUUUAUAUAAGUAACUAUCAUUUAAUUAUAUAUUUUUACGUUAAUAACCGCAAUUGUUUUCCAUGCGUUCAUGCGUAUUAUCACGCCUGACUGGAUUUUUAUGAAAUACAAAUCUCUCUGUGUUAAAUGUACAAAGGUCUAAGAAUUUUAAAGUCAGAGGAAAUAUGAUUAUCGUAAAUCAAUGUUAUAGAUCUUUCCGCACCUCUCCACGCAUUACCACUACUCUUUCUCGCGGAUGGAUUAUAAUACACCGGAUUGUCAGGCACUGACCGGUUUUAAUCGUAUACCAGUCGCGUCACGAACGUGUUACAGUCUGACUAUCGUGAGCGUCAAAGGCUGAAAAUCACAAUAAUUUAUAAAGUAUAAGACUGAAUAACAAAUCCUGACAGUACGGAGCAAUUCAUCAAUCAUGCGGCUCAAAUUGGACUAUAAAAAGUUCAAGGUCUUGUUUACCAAAUGAGGUUGCUGACCGCCAACAAAAAUGCGGUUUCCUCGAAGAAUAUCUACUGUGUCUCUCAAUCAUGGUAUUUUUUAUAAAAAAAUGUAUGUGCGUUAUAACGCCAGAUCUUGCACAGACAAACAAUUCUUCAAUUACUCCCCAAACUGAAGAUGAGGAAGAUUUUGUACCCUAUCAUGGAGAACGCUUCUCUGCUUUCGAUUGGAUAUUGUUCAGGAAUUUGGCCAAGACGAAUGCAGGGAAUGUAUUACUGUCACCAAUAUCCAUAAAGUUAGCAUUAGUGCUUCUUUAUGAAGGAGCUCAAGAUCAAACCGCACGUGAACUUGCAGAAGUCAUGCAGCUUCCGCUUAGUGUGCUGGCUACUCGAGAGAAGUUUAACAAUAUCUUAAAAUCUUUGCAAGCUCAGUCUCCUGCUUAUGCUUUAAAUAUUGGAUCACGUAUUUAUAUCGAUAAUAAUGUGCUGACCAGACAACGCUACGCAGCGACAAUAAAAACUUUUUAUAAUACUGAUGUGAUCAACGCCAAUUUAUCUGAUACGCAUACAAUUGCGACUAAAGUUAAUUCUUGGGUCAAUAAUAUUACGAAUGGACAUAUUGAAAAAAUGAUAGAUGAUGAAAAGAGUUUGGAGAAUUCGGUGAUGCUGAUCGUGAAUGGAUUAUUCUUCAAAGGUGCUUGGCGCCGCAAGUACUUUGCACCCGAGAACACACGCGUUUCCAAAUUUCACCUCAACCCCAAUCAGAGCGUAAAUGUAUCGUAUAUGCAUUGUGUAGCUCGAUUUUAUUAUGCCGAAUCAUCAAGACUCGAUGCGAAGAUUCUUCGAAUUCCCUAUGAUGGCUCCAAAUUUGCCAUGUAUAUUGUACUGCCACACACGUUGACCGGUGUGAAUCAUAUUGUCAAUCAGAUUAAUUCAUACAUACUCGCGAGCGACAUGUGGAACAUGCAAGAAUUGCCUCUCAACGUUUGGAUUCCGAAAUUCAAAUUCGAAUUCACAAGUCAUUUGGAACAUACUUUGCGUGAGCUUGGUAUUCGCGAUAUCUUCGAUGAUACCGCGUUGUUAACAGGUAUAGCGAAAACAAAACGGGCUUCCAGACAUUUACAAGUGUCUGAUGUGGUGCAUAAAACUGGGAUAGAAGUAAAUGAAAACGGGACAGUUGCUUAUGCUGCAACAGAGGUACAGAUUGGAAAUAAGAUAGAAGAGGGCACAUUCCAUGCUAAUCAUCCAUUUGUGUUUUACAUCGAGGACGAAACCACUGCUACCAUUCUUUAUAUAGGCAUAGUGCAGAAUCCCUUGAGUGCAUCUGGGACUACAGGGAAAAUAUCGCAAGAAUUUCCGUCACGAUUUAAUCCGGAUGCAGCAACAGUAACUCCUAAUCCCGCUGCAACUAGCACCGAAGACCGAUACGCUUUUUUCAACAUCGAUCUCUUGCAGAGAUUGAACGAGGACAUCGAGGGGAAUCUAAUAGUGUCUCCCGCCAGUGCAAAAAUCGGUCUGACGAGUUUGGUGGAAGGCACAGGCGGUCGAACACGUCAAGAAUUGCUUGCGGCUUUAAGAUUACCACCGGAAGAAUAUAUUAUCAGAAGAAUAGCGGAACGCACCCUCAGGCCCUUAAAAAGUCAUCAAAACGGGACGGAAAUCGACGUAGCAACUCGAUUAUGGGUCAAUCCAGCUCUUAUAAUAUCCCCUAACUAUAAGAAUGCCUUGCGUAAUUAUUAUGGAACCGAUAUUCAACAGCUAAAUUUCGGAAAUGCAAAUGUUGCAGCGAGCACGAUCAACAGUUGGGUUCGUGAACAUACACGGAAUAACAUCAAAUCGAUUAUCCAACCUGGUACUCUUCCCGCCGACACCCAGAUACUUUUAACUUCGGCCUUAUACUUUAAAGGACGAUGGUUGAAAUCCUUCGAUAGGUAUGCUACACAUGCACGGUGUUUCCGUGUUCCUCAAUACGGCUGCAAAGACGUUCCUAUGAUGGAGAAUACUGCCCGAUAUCGAUAUGCCUAUAUAGCUCCUCUUGAUGCUGAUGUCGUGGAAAUCCCGUACUCGGAUGGCAGAACAUCUAUGUUGAUAUUCCUUCCAUCUCACGAAGAUAGUGACCCGAAUCUCCAAAUUUUAUCCAAAGAUCUCUCAUAUGUGCCAAUGAGAACUUUACUGAGUAGCCUCAACGAAACUGAAAUAAUGCUCUCUAUUCCACGAUUCAGCAUUGAGAGCAAAUUAGAUUUGCGCUCAUCCUUGAUGCGUAUGGGUAUACUGGACAUUUUCGGUAUGGCAGCGAAUUUUACAGGAAUCAAAUAUAAUGAUUAUUUGCGAAUAGGAAAUAUAAUUCAAAAUGCUAAAAUAGAAGUUGAUGAAGAGGGAACUAUCGCUGCUGCUGUGACAGAAUUCAUGAUUGUACCACUCAUGGCUAAUGUGGCACCAGCUUUUAUAGCAAAUAGACCAUUUAUUUUUGCCAUUGUUGAUCUGGUAACAAGUGAGACUCUUUUUGCUGGUCGUGUCAUAGAUCCUUCUACGAAUAAGUUUGAAAGUAUCUAAAGUUAAACCCAAUACUCAACCUAUUUUAUAUUAAAAUUGCUUUAGACGUAUAAAGUAGUAUUAGUUAUGUAUAUAAUAUUACUUUUUAUAAUGUAUCUAUAUUUUUAGUUACAUAAUAAUGAUUGUUCAUUCUUUUAUACUCCAAUAAACGACAAAAUAAAAUUAA
This is a messenger RNA of Nylanderia fulva, 3512 nucleotides long. The record is from RefSeq and is a predicted model, not a curated record. NCBI's taxonomy places the organism in Eukaryota, Metazoa, Arthropoda, Insecta, Hymenoptera, Formicidae.